Molecule: messenger RNA, 1518 nt
Organism: Toxotes jaculatrix (banded archerfish)
Lineage: Eukaryota; Metazoa; Chordata; Actinopteri; Toxotidae
Gene: tmem121b
Product: transmembrane protein 121B
Exons: 2
Coding region: 1-1518 (505 amino acids)
Source: RefSeq, a predicted model, not a curated record
AUGAGGGGUCCAGACCUGGACCCAAUGUCCAGUGAUCUUCCCAGUGCAGGUAACCAGAGCAGGUAUUCGAGUCCAGCCCCUGAGAUGCUUCAUGGACUGACUCCACAUGAGGUAACCCACAAACAGAAGCAGGCUGCAGGGCCCCAGCCCCUGUCAGUGAGGAGUCCACAGACAAAACAGCUUUACACCAACCACACAACUGUGGAACUUUUCUUCAGCAGCCUUGGCCUGGUCACUGAGAGACACAACUUCCACCUGAGAGACAUAUGGAAUGUGGACAAAAACUGGUCAUCAGGAAGGAAGAAAAGGGGGAGAAAGGGAGGCGACCGCAGAAAUACAAUGAUCUCUGAAACUGGGAACGACAAUCUGAAGGCCGACUAUCUCCGAUACGAAGCGAGCUAUUGCCCAGACUCCCCCGUCUCAUCUUCUCCGGAAGCCGGGCAGCUGAGCAGGAGGCGGGACACCCAGACCACCAGCGGCAGCAUCAUCCCGGAGGAGAGCGGCAGCAUCCAGCCCCUGGUCUCCUCAGCCGCGGCCGCCACCUGCAUCAUGACAUCGGGGGAGUUCAUGCAGACCGCUCCCCUGCUGGCGCACAAAUCCAAGAGAAGCCUGCUGUACAAGGCGCUCUGCUUCCUCCUCCUCAUCUUCCAGGGCGGUAUUCUGGACUUCUACCUCAUCAUCUUCACCGACCUGUACUGGUGCUCAUGGAUAGCCACGGACCUGGUGGUGAUCUCGGGCUGGGGGAUUUUCUUCAUGAAGAACGCGCGGAGCAAGAGGGAGCGGGCCUGCGGUUUCCACCAGAAGAGCUCCAUCUUCGGCUGCAACCUCGGGGAGUUCACCUACGCCUACCUGGCCUGGCUCAUCUAUGUCAUCGCCUGCACUCCGAAGGUGGUGCUCGUCCUGGAGACCUCCAUCCUGGACCUGAUCGCGCUGAAGGUCCCGUGCGGAGUGACGGGCUUCAAAAUCAUCAUGCUGCUUUCCGCGCCGCUGCUUUUCUGCCUCAUCAACUCCAUCAUUGAGGAUUUGAACGGGGCGACGCGGCACCACUCCCAGAGCUGCUUCAUGAGCACCUGCCUGGACCUGCUGGACAGCUUCACGCUGGUGGAGAUGCUGCUGAAGAACGAGAUCCCUACCGUGUACCUGAAGUACACCGUCGUCUCGGUGUAUUUCGUCGCCCUGGCCGUGCCGGUGAUCUGGCUCUACGAGCUGACCGCGUCGGAGCUGCGCUGUCGGUGGCUGUGGGCCCGCUUCUCCACGGGCCUGCUGGUCAACGCGCCUCUGCUGGUGGUCAGGUGUUUCCAGGUGUACGUCUACAAGAUGCCGGUGUCGGUGUUCAUGUUUAAAAACAUCUUCUUCCUCGCGUGUAAGUUCCUGGAGCUGGUGGAGCAGUGCGUGGCGGUGCGCGGGGUCCGGAGGCUGGCCGGAGGCAGCAACGCGGCCCAGUUCUCCCACUGCGUGUCCGAGAACGACAUGUGUCCGCACGGAUACGUUAAUACCCUGGCUGUCACCCAGUCCUAG